Haliotis rufescens (red abalone) is the source of this 1669-nucleotide messenger RNA. RefSeq names its product polypeptide N-acetylgalactosaminyltransferase 5-like. Bases 460 to 1608 code for a protein of 382 amino acids. The record is from RefSeq and is a predicted model, not a curated record. The transcript has 3 exons. Gene Ontology annotation, cellular component: Golgi apparatus. NCBI's taxonomy places the organism in Eukaryota, Metazoa, Mollusca, Gastropoda, Lepetellida, Haliotidae.
UGGAGGACUACUGUGCGACCAAUACCUGAUUCAAACCCUCAUUCAAACAACAACACUCAAAAUUUAAAUGAUUUUCUUCUUAAAAUCGUCAAAAGACAUCACCUUCCGAAUGAUUCAUAUUUUGGUUACAAUGUUUCCAUCAGUGACAAACUGCCACUGUACAGAAACUUAAGUGAUCGACGCAAUCAGAAAUGCCAUGACAUAAAGUAUAAUUUGACAGGUCAGGUGACAGUGUCUGUUAUAAUACCAUUCUACAACGAAGCAUUGACGCCAUUGCUACGUCAUAUACACACACUAUUACACCGAACACCCUCCAACCUAUUACAAGAAAUCAUACUGGUUGAUGACAAAAGCACAUUGACGUAUCUGGGAGACGAUUUAGAUCGAUACUUUCAAAUCCUGGACAAGAGAAUAAGGAUAAUACGAAACAAGAAAAAACAAGGAUUGAUAAGAACCCGGAUGAACGGUGCACGGGAAGCAAGAGGAGACGUGCUUGUGUUCCUAGAUGCACACAUGGAAGUAGGCGUAGCGUGGCUGGAGCCCCUCUUGGAACGAAUUGUCAGUCAAUCACGUAUCGUGGUUCAACCCUUGUUCUUGGGCGUUAGGUACAGACACCCCAAAACAAUUACAAAUUCAGUUGCCAAUGAGGAGGAAUUUGACAGUGAAGCAAAUGAUUUUGCCAGGCCUGGCAUGUCGUGGGACCUGGGGCAAAACUGGUUCCCGUUCCCCUCAUAUCUGUACCAAGUUGGAUAUAACCAAACCAGUGCGAUGCCAGCACCGGGGUUACAAGGGUCGUGCAUUGUUGCUCGAAGAUCUUAUUUCAUGAGCAUCCGAGGCUUUGAUGAAGGAUUGAACAUCUGGGGAGGGGAACAGCUGGAACUGGCAUUAAAAGUUUGGAUGACUGGAGGAAGAGUUGAGACCGUGCCAUGCUCUCAUAUUGGUCAUGUGUUUAAAGACAAUCCUCACAUACAAACAGAAGAAGAGAAUGAUAUUUUGAUCAAGAAUUGUCUACGCAUUGCUGAAAUAUGGAUGGAUGAAUAUGCAGAGUUUGUGAUAGCAAGUGCUAGAGCAGAUUCCCAUUCAGCAAGUCUACCUACCUUCACGUCGAAAGAAGUCCAAUCCAUUGAGGAGGGUAGGGUUUUCAGGGAACAUAUUGGGAGUGAAAGCUUCGAAUGGUACCUCAAGCAUGUAUUUCCUGAACUGAAAGUACCAUCAAGGCAUGACAUAUUGUGGGGAGAAGUCAAGAACAAUGAAAUGUGUCUGUUUGUCAAGGAUAACCAGGUUAUUGAUAUUGACAAUGUAUGUGAGUCAUAUGGCAUUUCAUGCAGAACAAUCUUUUCUCUUGAUCAGCGGGGAAGACUCAGGAAUGAUGACCAGUGUUUUGGCUUGGAUGCAGACACGAUGAGUAUUGUGACGGUCACGUGUGAUGAGGCCGAAGCCGGGGAUGGAUGGGAAUAUACAGAGCAUGAUCAACUGAUGUACAAAAGCCCUCACGGAACAUAUUGCAUAGGUUAUGUUAAAUCAGAGAACAUCAUACACUUGGAACCUUGCAAACCUACAAAUGAUCACCAGUCAUGGGACUUUCAGAUACGGUUUGAAUGGGAUUAAGCGUCACGAAAUUCGAACCUAGAGUUGAAUAUAUGGAAGUUUGAUAAGUAGAGGUUAUCAC